UUGACCAAAGAAGCAUUACAGAAACCAUCAACAACUAUGGAAGACAAGAUCUGUGAUAGUGAUAAUGAGGUAAUUAGUCAUAAACAUCAUUCUGCACUUAGGAAUGGAUUGUCGACUUUCCUCUUAGAGGGCCAAUUCUGUGAUGUAACACUGGUCACCAAACAUCACCGAUUUCCAUGCCACAAAGUCAUUCUAAGUGCAUUUUCUUCAUUCUUUAAAUCAAUGUUCACAAUUGGAAUGAAAGAAACUGUGCAAGAUGACAUUAAUUUGGAAAUUUUUGAAGAUAACCUUAUCAAAAAAAUGCUUGAUUUUGUCUACAAUGGAAAAGUGAUGAGUGUGAGCGAUACAUUUGAUUUGUUGCCAUUGGCUGUGUACUUCCAAAUGGAAUCUUUACAAGAAAUUUGUGAACAAACUUUAAGCAAAGCAGUCAAUCUGGAUAAUGUGUGCAGUUUAUGGAAAACCACAGUGGAGGAUUUCCCUCAGCUUACAGAUUUACAAAGCACAUGCCACAACUAUAUACUACAAAACUUCUGUAAAUUUACAAAAACACACGACUUUCUUGAACUUAAAUGUCAAGACUUGAUAUUUCUUCUUUCUAACAAAAGGCUGCAAGCAACCACAGAAGAAUUUGUUUGUAUUGCUGUGACUAAUUGGUUUCAGCACAACAUAACAGAGAGAGAGGAACUUUUAUAUGAAGUUUUCUGUCAUGUUCAUUUUCCUUUGUUGAGAAUGCAGUUCAUUGAGGAAAGUUUUCCAUUCUUAAAGGAACCAGCAUUACAAAGUAUAUUGGAAGAAACUAGAUUGUUUGCAGAAAAUCUGGGCCUUCAAGCUGACUUUGAUUCCAAACGAUGCGAGUUCCGUCCAUGUUAUGACCGUGAGAAAGUACUAGUAGUGUUAGGUUAUUUUCAGAAUUAUUCUAACAGUAUGGAAUUUUGGUGCUAUCAUUAUGGUGACAAAACAUGGCAGUUACUGAUUCCACCUGGACAGCUGACAGUGGGCUAUCAGACUUGUACCUACACACAAACACGCCUACUCCUGACAGCGGGCAACGAUUUCCUACAGUUUGAUGGCACAAAGAAUGACUGGACUGCACUUCCUGAUAUGGACGAGGCAAGAAAACACCACAGUAUGGCUGUAGUAGGUCAGAGCGUGUAUGUCCUUGGGGGAUAUCGAGAGGCUGAUAUUUGGGGAGGUGGCAAUGUCACAUUGAAAUCUGUGAUCAGGUACUCUUUCUCCUGCAGUGAAAAUGAGACCUGGGUUGAGUGUGGUUCUCUGGGUCAGCCUGUUGCUAAGGCAGCUACUGCAAUCACUCACACAAAUAUCUACCUCUUUAGUGGUAUCUGCUGUGAAAACCCAGACAAUGUGUAUGAUAUUGUACAAUGUUUUGAUACAACUACAAAUGAAUGUACAGUGAUAGACUGUGUCCUGCCAAUAGGACAGAGCUUUAACUGGCUACAUGCUUAUGGCUCUGGAGAUAACAUAUAUCUCACAAAUGCAAGAAAAAUAUGGAGAUUUUUUGGGGAGAGUGGAGAAAAAAAUGGAGAGUAUCUUGAGGAAAUACACACUUUUGAAAGGGAGGGAACUCUAGCAGGUUUUGUGUCCAGAAGUAACUCGCUGUAUUUGUUAGGUAUGAUGGUUAGGGAUUCUGACUCCUUGGAAUCUGUUCUUACUAAAGGUAUAGCAGAGUUUGACUUAUCUACCAAGGAAGUAUCCACUUUAGUAGAUAAAGCCCUGUUCCUUCCACAUGCUUGUCGAUGUCACAAUCUCAUCAUCUCUAAAAACAUCAUGGACAACAACAGGCAGUCCAACUUCUUAUGGUGA
Ylistrum balloti is the source of this 1821-nucleotide messenger RNA. Its product is annotated as kelch-like protein 26. The transcript has a single exon. The annotation marks the transcript as partial. Gene Ontology annotation, molecular function: protein binding. NCBI's taxonomy places the organism in Eukaryota, Metazoa, Mollusca, Bivalvia, Pectinida, Pectinidae. The record is from RefSeq and is a predicted model, not a curated record.